UAUAAGCAAAUUAAAUUUGGUUGAGUAAGUUUGGGUCAGAUAGACCAAGCCCAACCAAAUCCGACUUCACACCUAACAAUUGACAUUUGCAGCUCAUAAGAUAAAUCCAAUUGGAAACCAUCAAUAAUUGCUACCAAACACUCCCCCUCCAAAAUACUGAGACAGACAGAAAGAGAGACGAGGGAAGCAUGGAGAGAGAAUCACGACCGUUGAUCCUGGCGAUGAAGGGCCAUCCGGGAACCGGCAAGAGUACCCUAGCCCGCGCCAUCGCCGCCGCCCUCCGCCUCCCCCUCCUCGAUAAAGACGACAUCCGCGACCCCACCCUCCCCGUCCAAACCCUACUGAUCAACAAUUCCCCCUCCGCUUCCGCCCUACUCAACGAUCUCUCCUACGCCGUCCUCUGGCGCGUCGCCGAGACCCAGCUCCGCCUCGGCCUCUCCGUCAUCAUCGACUCCCCUCUCUCCCGCCGAGCCCACCUCGACCGCCUCCUCUCCCUCGCUGCCGGCUCCGGCGCCCGCCUCAAGGUUGUGGAGUGCCGGCCGGGGAAUGAGAACGAAUGGCGACGCCGGCUUGAGGCUAGGGCAGCCAGCGGUGGAGAUUGUGAGGAGGGAUGGCACAAGCCGGCGAGUUGGGGCCAGUUGAGGCGGUUGGUGGAGGGGUAUGAGGGGAGAUCGGAUUAUGAGUUUGGGGGCGUGGCGAAGCUGCUUGUUGAUACGACGGCGGGGGAGACGGUGGAGAAUAUGGUGGCGAAGGUUUUAGAGUUUUUAGUAGAUGAUAAUUGCGAGAGUGUUGAUUGAUGCAAAGAUUGUAGCUUUCAGAAUUUGAAACACUAAAUACCGAGAAAGAUUGGUGCUUUUGCUUCUCCGUUUCCUUUUUACCAAACUUUAUGCAAAGAAAAUCAAA
Messenger RNA from Dendrobium catenatum, 903 nucleotides. RefSeq lists its product as uncharacterized. Lineage: Eukaryota; Viridiplantae; Streptophyta; Magnoliopsida; Asparagales; Orchidaceae. The coding region runs from base 189 to 797 and encodes 202 amino acids. The transcript has a single exon. The record is from RefSeq and is a predicted model, not a curated record.